AUGGACUACACCCUUGUAUGGAGUAGCCAGAACUUAAAAAUCAAGCAGGAUAGUGUCGGCUAUAUCUGGCUUCCAAUACCUCCUGAGGGUUAUAAAGCCAUAGGCCAUAUUGUUACAACCUCGCCUCAGAAACCUUUUGUGGAUAAAGUUUGUUGUGUUUGUGAUGAUCUCACAGAUGCAUGUGAAAUUUAUGAUUGGAUUUGGGGCACCAAUGGCUUGAAUGUGUACUCAUCCAGACCUAGAGACAGAGGAAUGCAAGCAUUGGGAGUGCUAACAGGUGCUUUUAUGGUUCAGAACAAUGGAGCUGCAGAUGUACUAGCUUGUUUAAAGAACGUCAAAGAUAAUAUAUCUGCUAUGCCAAAUUUUAACCAAGUUCAAGCAUUGGUUAAAGCAUACUCUCCACUGAUUUACUUUCAUCCAGAUGAGGAAUACUAUCCCUCAUCCGUAACUUGGUUUUUUCAGAAUAGAGUAUUACUAUAUACAAAAGGACAAAAAUCUUUGUCUGUUGGUAUUCAGCCCACGGGUUCAAAUCUUCCUCAAGGUGGUUCAAAUGAUUGUGCUUACCCAACUGAUGAUGCAGCGAAUAGUAACAUCAAGAAAGGUGAUUUGCUGGGAGCCACCGCCUACUUACACGUUAAACCCAUGUUUGGUGCACCAUAUAUUGAUAUUCCUGUAUGGCUAUUUUAUCCCUUCAAUGGACCUGGAAAGGCUAAACUUGAAUUCAUGACCAUUGCUUUUGGAAAAAUUGGAGAGCACGUUGGCGACUGGGAACAAGUUACAUUGAGGAUUAGCAACUUCAAUGGGGAGUUACAAGGUUUAUACUUUUCACAACACAGUGGAGGCAUUUGGGUAAGUGCUUCUCUUCUUGAAUUUCAAAGCGGUAACAAACCUGUGGUGUACUCAUCAUUGCACGGACACGCUGCUUAUCCAAAACCAAGAAAGAAUUUGUAA
Capsicum annuum is the source of this 951-nucleotide messenger RNA. RefSeq lists its product as uncharacterized. The transcript has a single exon. The record is from RefSeq and is a predicted model, not a curated record. Lineage: Eukaryota; Viridiplantae; Streptophyta; Magnoliopsida; Solanales; Solanaceae. Bases 1 to 951 code for a protein of 316 amino acids.